Molecule: messenger RNA, 2429 nt
Organism: Dioscorea cayenensis subsp. rotundata (Guinea yam)
Lineage: Eukaryota; Viridiplantae; Streptophyta; Magnoliopsida; Dioscoreales; Dioscoreaceae
Product: transmembrane 9 superfamily member 2-like
Exons: 8
Coding region: 468-2231 (587 amino acids)
Biological process (GO): protein localization to membrane
Cellular component (GO): membrane
Source: RefSeq, a predicted model, not a curated record
UUCUGUGUUGUUGUUGGUAUUGUGCUGGUAAUCAAUCAAUUAAGCCAACAAAAGAGAGCAGGACCCUUCAUCACCGUCUUCCAACCUCUCUCUCUCUCUCUCUCUCUCUCUCUCUCUCGCCAUUCCUAUAUUUAGUGCCGUCUCGAGGUUACAAGGUGGUUGUUCAGGCUCUCAGAUCUCGAGAAAGCAUUAGAUAUAGCAUAGCAUAUCCCCAUCUCUUACGUUUUCUUUCGCCAAAUUACCUUUUUUGGACCUAAAGCCACCGCCUUGGCUUUUCCCUUUAGAUCUAAGAGAACCCAUCUACUUAGUGGGAUUUUGUUCCAAACCUCGAGUUUUCAUGCCAAAGAUUCAGUUUUGAUCGAAAAGGAGAGGCAUUUUAGGUUUUUUAAGUUGCUUUUUGGUAAUCUGAGCUUUGGCAUCUAGAUCUGAGAGAAGCUAUUUUUACUUGAAAGAUUGGAGCUUUGAGAAUGGAUGGUGCUGUGGUGUCGGUGGUGAUGUUGUUGGCUUGUGGGCUGGGAGUGCUAGGAAGUGAGUCUGAUCACAGGUAUAAGGAAGGGGAACGUGUUCCUCUCUAUGCGAACAAAGUGGGUCCUUUUCACAAUCCAAGUGAAACGUAUCGGUUUUAUGAUCUUCCGUUUUGUGUGCCAGAACAUGUGACUGACAAGAAGGAAGCCCUCGGUGAAAUUCUCAAUGGGGACCGAUUGGUUGAUGCACCGUAUGAGCUGAAUUUCCGAGAAGAUAAACAGUUGAAAUCUGUUUGUAAAAAGACAUUGUUGAAAGAAGAUGUUAGAAAGCUUAGAGAUGCAGUCUCAAAAGACUACUAUUUUCAGAUGUACUAUGAUGACCUGCCCUUCUGGGGAUUCCUGGGGAAAGUUGAGAAGGACAAGCUUGACCCAAGUGAAUAUAAAUACUUGCUCUAUAAACAUGUGCACUUUGAUAUUUACUAUAACGAUGAUCGUGUCAUAGAACUAAACAUCCAAACUGAUCCAAAUUUGGCUGUUGACAUCACGGAGGACAAAGAAGUCAACGUGGAGUUCUCAUAUUCUGUUUCAUGGAAAAGGACUGAUACUCCUUUUGAGAAGAGGAUGGAGAAAUAUUCAAAAUCUUCUUCCAUGCCCCAACAUCUAGAGAUCCACUGGUUCUCGAUAAUUAACUCAUGUGUGACAGUUCUUCUGCUGACUGGUUUCCUUGCUACGAUUCUGAUGCGUGUGCUGAAGAAUGACUUUAUCAAGUACUCACAUGAUGAAGAAUCUCUUGAAGACCAGGAGGAGAGCGGUUGGAAGUAUAUCCAUGGGGAUGUCUUCCGAUUCCCCCAACAUAAGUCUUUGUUUUCUGCUGUCAUUGGAUCUGGAACUCAGCUCUUAGCACUUGCAAUUUUCAUCUUCCUUCUUGCCCUUGUUGGAGUGUUUUACCCAUACAACAGAGGAGCUCUUUUCACUGCUCUUGUUGUUAUCUAUGCUCUUACCUCAGGGAUUGCUGGUUAUACCGCCACAUCCUUCUAUUUACAGCUAGAAGGAACUAAUUGGGUGAGAAAUUUGUUGUUGACCGGGUUCCUUUUCUGCGGACCUCUGUUCCUGACUUUUUGCUUUCUUAACACUGUCGCAAUAUCAUACAGCGCCACUGCUGCCUUGCCUUUUGGUACUAUUCUUGUGAUCAUUCUGAUAUGGGCUUUAGUGACUGCCCCUUUACUUGUAUUGGGAGGUGUUGCUGGGAAAAACGGCAAGACUGAAUUCCAAGCUCCAUGCCGCACAACAAAAUAUCCCCGGGAAAUCCCUCAGUUGCCAUGGUAUAGAGGCACAAUUCCUCAAAUGGCAAUGGCCGGCUUCCUUCCCUUCAGUGCUAUCUACAUUGAGCUUUAUUACAUUUUUGCAAGUGUGUGGGGCCACAAGAUUUACACCAUAUACAGCAUCCUCUUCAUUGUUUUCAUCAUCCUCAUCAUAGUCACUGCAUUCAUCACCGUCGCCCUGACAUACUUCCAGCUUGCGGUAGAGGACCAUGAAUGGUGGUGGAGGUCGGUCCUUUGUGGAGGCUCCACCGGCAUAUUCAUACUUUGUUACUGUGUGUAUUACUAUCAUGCAAGAUCAGAUAUGUCAGGUUUCAUGCAGACAUCAUUCUUCUUUGGUUACAUGGCUUGCAUCUGUUAUGGGUUCUUCCUCAUGUUGGGCACUGUCGGUUUCCGGGCAUCUCUGCUGUUUGUGAGGCACAUAUAUCACUCCAUAAAGUGCGAGUAACUUCCGUAUGCUUAAACAUGAUAUAUACCUGUUGUAGUUAUAGCUAUAGCAGUGGCCAAUUGCCUGAGUUUUCAAUCCCGUAUGCCAUAUAUUUGCAAUUGCGAAUCCAUUAUGUCCUUUGUCAUCAAAGCUUGUUGUUUUUGUCAUGUUCGAACCAUAAAAUAACUGGUAGUAAUCAAAGAUCCAUGUUGUGGAAAA